Messenger RNA from Trichomonas vaginalis G3, 1995 nucleotides. RefSeq names its product organellar and viral DNA polymerase type B. The record is from RefSeq and is a predicted model, not a curated record. The coding region runs from base 1 to 1995 and encodes 664 amino acids. The transcript has a single exon. NCBI's taxonomy places the organism in Eukaryota, Parabasalia, Trichomonadida, Trichomonadidae.
AUGCAAGAAACAAGGAGUCAAAUAGAUACUGUAAGACGUAUAGCAAACAAUGCACGUACGGGAUUGGAUACUUUACGAGAAGCACAAAAUACACUAAAGGAAGCAAAUGAUAUUCUUGGCUCAGUAUCAGACAUGCAUGAAGAUUGGCUUAAAGGUAUUGACAAAUCUUUAAAAAAUCACAGUCAGUCUAUUGCUGACUACAAGAAAAGUAUAGAUUUUUUACAUAGUGCUAUGGACGUCCAUGAUGGAAGCAUAAGGAACUUACUUAAUGCUAACAAUAACUUACCAGGAACUAUUAAAGCAUUUAUAAAGUCCUUUGUAAAACCUGGUGCUCUAACAUUUAGGUCUUUGAGAGCAAGAGCAUUGAAGUCAAGAGAUGCAGAAACUCCAACAGAACCUACAGAAGGAACUGAAACAACAGAAACUCCAGAAGAACCACCAAAACCAACAGCUAAUGAAAUAUUGUUCGAAUAUUUUCCAAGGUACUCUGUUCUCAUUGCAUACAUUCAAGAAAUACUUAAGAAAGCAGACUUGACUUUAGGAGAUGAUGAAAGUUCUGUAUAUCUUUCGUUCCAGUUUCAAAUAGCAGAACUUUUGAGACAGAUAUGCUUAAUGUAUGACAACAUCUCUGAUUUCACAAGAUAUGAUGACGACCAUGACCCCGAACACGGUGAAGAAGAAGUUUUACAAACAUCCAUUAAGACAGGAAAGGUUUUAACUCAAAGUCUCAUUAUUGACACCAAAGAUGGCGAAGUGGACGUUCUUCAAGAGCUGAAGAAAAAUACUUCUUCGGGAGGUGGUGGUAGGCAUGAACUUGAAAUAAAUGAGAUAGAAGAGAAAUUAGCCGAAAAAGCAGAUAAAAACCAUGUUCAUUAUAUAACUUCAGACGAACAGAUUAUAACGGACUACCAUGGAUAUUUAACACAGGAUGAACAAAUAAGCACUGAAGAUGUUAAUGAAAGAAGAUAUAAAUUCAUUCGUGCUAAAGGUUAUGACAUACACUGUACUGUACAGUAUGACACAGGUAAAGCACCAGAAGCAUUUGGUUAUAACGAUGAAAUUUAUGCUUCAUACUUCUUUGUUAACGGUGUAUUAGUUGAACCAAGAUUUACUUUGAGAGUUAAGGCAAAAAUAACGUUUGAAGAUGCUAUUAAAAGUAAAGCUGACAAAGUUGAACUUGAAGCAAUGAACAAAGUUUUGAAAUCUCAUAAACACAACAUCUCCGAUAUAAAUGAACUUCAAGCUACAUUAAAUAGUAAAGCUGACAAGAACCAUACACAUAAAUCCUUCACUACUGUUAGAGCAGACGACAUAAUAUUGAACUAUACCCUUGGUUCAAGUGCACCUUUAAAGAAUCCAAGUACAAGCGUAAAAGAUACACUAAACUCCUUAAAUAACAAAUGUAUGAAUAUCGAAGGUCAUGUCAGAAACUUUGAAACACAUGAACUACCAGCAAUGUUAGAUAAGAAAGCUGACAAAGAACAUACACAUAAAUCCUUCACUACUGUUAGAGCAGACGACAUAAUAUUGAACUAUGAUUUGGGUUCAAGUGCACCUUUAGAGAAUCCGAGUACAAGCGUAAAAGAUACUCUUAACAAUUUAGAUAACAGUUGCAGGAAUAUCGAAGAUCAUGCCAGAAACUUUGAAGCAUAUGAACUACCAACAAUGUUAGAUAAGAAAGCUGACAAAACAGAGCUUCAAACAUUAAAGACUGAAAUACUUCAAACAUUAUAUCCUAUAGGCUCUAUUUAUACGUCAAUGAACUCAACAAAUCCAGAAACAGUUUUGGGUUUUGGUAUGUGGAAGCAGAUUGUAGAUAAAUUCUUAUACUGUGCUAACUCUUCAAAGCAAACAGGAGGUUCGAAGAAAAUUAAAGAAGCAAACCUUCCACCGCACACUCAUACAGGAACUACAAACACAACAGGUAGUCAUUCACAUUCAAUAACAAAAAGAGGUUAUACAAAUCUUGCAGCAGGUUCGGAUAGACAGGAAUGA